Messenger RNA from Vicugna pacos (alpaca), 1722 nucleotides. RefSeq names its product leucine rich repeat containing 57 (gene LRRC57). Gene Ontology annotation, cellular component: cytoplasm. Lineage: Eukaryota; Metazoa; Chordata; Mammalia; Artiodactyla; Camelidae. The record is from RefSeq and is a predicted model, not a curated record. Gene Ontology annotation, molecular function: protein binding.
UUCCGCCCGGGCGGAAGCUCAGGGAGCGCAUCCCCGGCGAGCGCGGGUCCGGAGUUUUCCUUUGUACAGCCGGCUGGACCUGAACCGCGGCGCUAGGAUGGGAAACAGUGCCCUCCGCGCUCAUGUGGAAACCGCGCAGAAAACUGGUGUUUUUCAGCUUAAGGACCGUGGGCUGACCGAGUUCCCCUCAGAGUUGCAGAAGCUGACAAGCAAUCUCAGGACCAUCGACUUGUCCAACAACAAGAUCGAGAGUCUCCCGCCCAUGAUUAUAGGGAAGUUCACUCUGCUGAAGAGCCUCUCCUUGAACAACAACAAACUGACUGUUCUUCCUGAUGAGUUAUGCAAUCUGAAAAAACUAGAGACACUAAGCCUAAACAACAAUCAUUUGAGAGAGCUGCCAUCUACCUUUGGGCAACUGUCCGCCCUUAAGACCCUGAGCCUCUCUGGGAACCAGCUUCGAGCACUACCACCACAACUUUGUAGUCUGCGGCACCUGGAUGUACUGGAUCUCUCUAAGAACCAGAUUCGGAGCAUCCCUGACGCAGUGGGGGAGCUUCAGGUCAUUGAACUCAACCUCAACCAGAACCAGAUAUCUCAGAUCUCAGUGAAGAUAUCUUGCUGUCCUCGCCUUAAAGUUCUUCGUCUGGAGGAGAACUGUCUUGAGCUUAGUAUGCUUCCACAGAGCAUCCUCAGUGACUCCCAGAUCUGUCUGCUUGCUGUGGAAGGCAACCUUUUUGAAAUAAAGAAACUUCGAGAACUGGAAGGCUAUGAUAAGUACAUGGAGAGGUUCACAGCCACCAAGAAGAAGUUUGCAUGAUGCUCUCCAGGAGUGUGGGAACCUUAUAGGACCCUGACUUGGAACCUGUCACAACCUGGCUGAAUCAAAGACUCCUGUUGUCAAGGAUACCUGCAGUAACGUACUCCAGGAGAUUGUAUUUCACUCAGUGAUCUCUUUCCUUUCCAGGGCUCAUCUCAAAUAAGCUAAAAGGAAUCGAGAGACAGGAGGUCUUCCAUUUUGAGUCAUGGCUAGGGCAAAGGACAAUGCUGAUCUUCAAAACCAUCAUUAGUUUGGCUUUAAGGAACCCAGUAGCUAGCUGCUGUUUAUACAGGGAGGGGAUGCUGCCUGGUACCAGAAUAGCUCCACUACAGCUUGAAAUUUCGUGUUUCAAUGUAUAAGCUUUCAUAAAGUCAGUUGCCGUUCCACCUCUGUGUUGACAUUUCAUAUUUUUAUGAAAUUCAAGAAAUUCAUGAGAAGCUUCUAUGGUUAAUCUAAAGGUUUAUGAUUUUAUUCCAGUCCGUCAGUUCAACUGCAGUGUUUAUACUUGGAAUUUAGGAUGUACAUAAAUAUAUGACUGUCUUGAUUAAAAGUGUACUUUGUCAGAGAAGCAACAACACAAUACUAAGAUGUUCCCCCAAGGCUGCAGUAGCAAAUUUUUAUUUUUACUAUUGCAGGUGCCUUAUUGAUAGAGGGCUCUGAAGAGCUAAAACUGUAUAUGCAAAACUUGUGAGAUACAAAGGUUUUAAUAAUCAAGAUUUUCCUGAAACUUUGUUAGAAACAAUGUCUUUAUUUCUGGUGAUCUAUUUCCCUUUUUGUAUUUAAAACUCUAAUAAUUAAGUUACCUAUAAAAAAAACUACUGCUACAAUAUUUUAUAACUAUCUAUGUUUAUCAAAUUUAUUCUCUGAAUGAGAGGAUAUACUAAAUAAAGAUUUUUAAAUGAACU